This is a messenger RNA of Cylindrotheca closterium, 2166 nucleotides long. The record is from the annotation of a GenBank genome assembly. Lineage: Eukaryota; Bacillariophyta; Bacillariophyceae; Bacillariales; Bacillariaceae.
AUGAGCGAAAGUGAAAUGGAAAACAAUAAAUGCGAGGACUAUAAGUCUAGUGCCCUGCAUGCAACUGAGCAUAAUUGUGACCUUGACGACGCGAAAUCGUCAACGUCUGCGGUAGAAGAAGGGUCCAAAACAAAAUCGAUCCAGUUGGACAUGACAGCUUCUAAUCUGUCAGUACAAGGAGAAGAUUUCCUUGUGGAAGAAACAAAGCAACAAGAGGAUAGUGAUUUUAGUGAUGAUGAAACUGGUGAUCAGUGGACUCUGUCAUCAGUUGUUACAUGGUUUUCAUCAGCGGAGACGCAUUCAAGCAAACCUCGUGCGAAGGAAUCACAAAGUCAAAAGAACCUUAUUUUAUGUGCUGAUGACUCAGAUUGUUCGCUGCCGAUUAUGCCGCAAUCAUUGUCUCCAAUAAAGCGCCCGGGUAUUGAUCCCGAAGAGUCUGUGCUAAAUGAAGAUGAUGCUUCGGUUUCCAAUGGGUCUGUUGCGUCCUUUGUGAGUGCUUUUGGUUUUGGUUUUGGAUCCGGAUCAACUUCUAAAUCUGUGGCAUCUCCCAAGAGAAAAGAUGCAAACGGUCCAAUUGGAAAAGUUAAGUCCCUCUUGGAUGCUCCCAGCAGCAUAGCCUUCAACGACGACACCGAUCGAGCGCUUCAAGUUCUUGAUAAUCUGGAUAUUUUCUUCCUACAGACACACCAGCGACCUGAUCCUCCGGGAUCUGUCAGUUCCCAAUCCCAUGAACAUAACGCCUCUUCGUCUCAACGAGCCCCUACCUCCGGUUCCUCUUCCGAUGCAGGGUCAGCUUAUUGCGAAACACAUCAAUCAAGAUUGGAGCAACGACUAGAAGGCGGGUUCCUAUCGGAACAGCUUUCCUUCUUUCUCAAACGAAACAAAGGAUCCAAUGUGGCGCCGCAAAACUUGAAGCCUCUUUUGGUCAAGUCAUCCACAAAAAUAUUAGAUACGACGGUGGACACUACGAGUGACAACUCAUUUGACAAAAAUUCGCCAAUCGGUCAUGACAAGAUCAUUGAAGAAGUCGACGAAAGUCCGUGUUGGAGAUCGUGGAAGGUGUUGUUCUGUGCACUCUUGCUUUUCGGUGUGAUAAUCUUUGCCACCUUGAUAUCAGUCUCGUCCGAAAAAAUCGAUAUGAGUCUAAUCUCGAUGCAGGUGCAGGAUCUAUCCAUUGCACCUACUCUCCAACCAUCGAGCGCCCCAUCGAAUGACCCAUCGAGCAUCCCAUCCAGCAUCCCAUCAGACAUGCCAUCACUCACUCCGUCAAGUCUUCCGACUACCUCUCUGGUACCCUCUGUUGCUCCAUCUAAGAAUCCUUCUUCAACUCCUUCCCAGAAUCCUACUUAUGAAGAACUCGAAACUACUUUUUAUGCUAUUGGUGACGUUCCAUACCGACAUAAUGAAAGGGUUCAACUUAAGGAUCGUAUGAAAGAGUUACCAACAGACGCCGAGUUCUUGAUUCAUCUGGGUGACAUCCGUACUUCUGGUACGAAUCAAAGGCAACCUUGCCUUAUCCAAGACUACCAAGAGGUUCACAAUACCCUUAGGCUGUCUAAGGUUCCAGUAUUCAUCAUUCCAGGAGACAAUGAGUGGAACGACUGCCCUAAUCACGUAGAAGCAAAGCGCUUCUGGACAGCAAGUUUCAAUGAGUUUGACAAGAACUGGGAUCACUCAUUCCAAGUCCAACGACAUCCCGUGGAGCCAGAAAACUUUUUCUUUGUCCACAAACGAACCUUGUAUUUCGGGCUCCGCCUGUUGGGCGGAAGAAUCCGAGAUCGUGGAUCCUUUAACAAUGACUUGCGAGAUAAGUUCGAGUUUGUGAAGUCAAUGAUUGACCAGCAUGUGGUUGCUGGCGAUGCCGUGAAUGUGGUCAUUUUCGGGCACGCAUUUCCUGUCCCACAUCACGAUCCAUUCUUUGGACCUCUGCGACAGUACAUGAGAGUCAACCUUAACGAUAAGGUUCCGAUCCUGUACUUGAAUGGUGAUUAUCACUUCUAUCAAUCUCAAAAGAACUACAUGGGGUUCUCCAAUUUCAAUCGACUGCAAGUGGCUCAAGGGACAGCCCAACCGCCCUUGAAGAUCGAAGUUACAGCGUCAAACAGUCCAGUGUGGAAUGCAACAGAGGCAUUUAAACAUGACAGGAUGCUAUGGCUUAGUCUAUGA